GCUAUUUACAAACAAAUACUGAUAGAUGAUGAUUGAAUAGUGAAAAACCUUUGAUAAUUUCAAAAUUUUAGUGAAUUUUAACUUUUAAAUACAUUGAACAUUUCAAUAUGCGAAGAUUCAUAGACCAGUUUGUUCGAUCAUUUUUAAAAGAAGCCUCAAAAGCAAAACCAAAGCCACAGAAUAAGAGUAAAUCCAGUGGUGUUUCAACGCCACAAAAAUCACCAAUAAAAACUGAAAUUUCAUCCACUAACCUGUAUGACGAGUUACAAGAAACUGAUCAUUCAAGACAAUCUUUAGAUUUGAGAAAAACAUACAGAUUACUAAUGGAUCGAUUGGCUAGUCCAAAACUGAAUAUGACGUCAUACACAAAAGCCCUGAGUGACAUAAACAUUUUAGAUUCAAAAGUUAAAGAGAAACCUUUAGAGCCUAAUAAGUUACCCUUUGAGAAUCAAGAACAACUAAAACAUUCAGAAGAAACUUCUGCAGAUUUAUAUGAACGCAAUGUUAAAGAGAUUCUAGAAGAAUCCUCAAUAGGCUGGUCCAAGCAACCAACAAGUAAACUUGCAGCAAUCCCGAUGGUAGAGACUCCAACAAAGUCUAAAAACAUUACUUCGUCAUCAUUUGAAUUUCCAGAGGUUGGAAACAAAUCCAAGAAAAAAGUACAAGUGGACGACAUUUUUGAGCAAAAAUUAAAACCGAUAGUGAAAGAUCAGAAUGGUUUAGAAAAAAAGAACAUUGAUACAUUAGAGAAUGUUGUUCCUGAAAAACCUGGUUUUCCAGCCUCUGUGAAAACAAAAGUUAAAAGUAACGAAAUCAAUUCAAACCAAACCAGUCAAGCUUCUGAGAGAUGCAUGGAACCUGUAGCAAACAACGUUGAUUGUAAGUUGCUCUUUAAAAAUCCAAACAAAAAAUUGUCAACAGAAGAUAAUAACAGUCGCUUAUUUCCAUUGUAUAUGGAUUUAAAUAAUCAUUCAAAGAUUAUUGAAAAACCAAAAAGUGCAUUCAAUGUCAAUGAGAGUAUGACACAAAAUAAGUCCAACACUCAAGUUUCGAAAGGGAAAGCAGUUGAGACUUUGGAGGUUGUAAAAGAUAACAUACAAAAUGAAUCAGUUUUAAAAUUUGUUGAUAAAAAGCAAAACGAAAAUACUUGUGAUGAGUCUACAUGUUGUGCAGUGUGUAGUGAAAAUGUGUUAACUGAUUCUCUAACAAAAGACUUGAACCAGUCUCCAAGGGUUGACACAUCAGUCAAAAUCAUCAAUGAUGCAAUACAGAAUCUUUACAGCAAGUUUGAAAAUAGUUUAUCCAGAAAUAAAUCAACCAAAGAAGUUAAUGAACGAUUUGAGGUGGUUUCCAGUGAAAACUCAAAGAAUGAUAGUAUUGAAACUGGAGAAAAAGAACCACAGACGAUUCCUACUAAUAUUGAAAAGACAGUUUGUGAUGCAGAAGAAUUGUGCAACAAAGAUAAUGUUACAGCAGAAAACGACGUUGAGCCAUUACCAAAAAGUGAUGUAACUGACAAACUCGAGAUGAAUUAUGAUACAUUCUCUAAUGGUCCAUCCAAAGAACUUUUGAAUACAAAAUGUGACAACAGAAACCAGCAAAAUAAUACUCAGGUUAGUUCAAACACAAACAAAAGUGGUAGUGCUGACGGAUCAACUAACUAUUUGUUUAAAAGAAAAGUGUUAAACUCAAAAAAUUCAAAUUCAAGCCUUCACAAAUACAAUGCCGUAAAUAAUAUAAUAAAAAACCAUGGAGGUAAGAUCAAGAAAAAUUCAUUUCGUAAAGUUUGGGGAAACAAACAAAAAUCACUUGUAAGAAAAGUAAAAAGACUGAAGAGAACAAACUUAGAUAAUGUCACAAAUCAUAAGCCUUCAGAUAACACUCUUGAGGAACCAAAUGUACUCUCAAUGUCUGGAAAUAAUUCAAAUAUUUUUAAGCAAAUAAGUAAAACAACGAAAAAAUAUCCAAACGAGGCAAGGAUAAAAUUGGCUACUCCUUCCAAGAUACCAAAGUCACCAAAAAAAGUUAAACUAAACAGAAUCAGCUCUAACAUUUUUCCUGCUGAAAAUGGACAACAUUUUAAUCCCAAACCCACAUUAGAUACUAAAUCAAGUGUGCCUAAAAAGUCAAAAGGGAUAGAUCAAAGCCCUGCAAAAGUCAAAACUGAAUUUGAUCUGACUAAGGUGCGUAAACUUCAUUCUAAAAAAGACUUUUGUAAGCCUCUACAACUUCAGAUGUAUGGCGGAAGAAGAGGAAUUCACAUUCAAUCACUGAACACAACAAAAUCUGCACAUGACACUUUGGCACCUCACAUUGAUGAAGGUUCUACUGAGCCAAAUUUGACUACAAAGAGUCUUAUGACAAUUUGUAAGCUAAACAUAUGUCCAAUAAAUAUACAAGUGAGGAAUAUUUACACAUCGAGAUAUCGAAGUAAGGGGGGACAGCGAUUGCGUAAGAAAUAUACUAAAACCGUAAAUGAAGACAACAUUAAGGGAAAAUCUGAGGAGCUAGUUUGUAACAAUGACAAAACUGCUGAAACUUUGUCAAAGAGUGUUGCGCUGAAAAGCGGUCCAGUUGAAAAGCUAGUAAAAAAUCUGAAUGUCUCAUCAAAAGAAGAACUUAUUCAGAAGGGUUUUGAGAAGGCCAUGGAGUCGAGUGAAGAUUUAAAGCAGGAAACAAAAACCAAAUCUAAAACCAAUAACACUUUGUUAAAAGAUUCCUGCAACUCUUUAAGUGACUUGAAAUCUGCGAUGGGUAGCUCUAAGUUGAUAAACAACAAUUCAAAAGAAUGUUUGAAUGAAGUUUCAAAUAAUUGUAUGGAAAAUGACAUUUCAGAUUUGAAUAUUUUUCCACAACAAUCAGCUGAAAAAAGAAUAGAAAGCCCUGAUGUUAAUUUGAACACAAAUUCAAAAGACUUGCAAGUGUCCCAAGAAAAUGAAGUUUUGAAAGAUUCCCCUAAGUGGAAAUCUAAAGUAGAUAGAUUAGAAAAAUGGAAGAUGGAAGUCAAAAAAGAAGAAAAUGUUGAAUUGGUAGGAAGAUUAACCAAAGUUAGUGAAAAGUACUCUUUAGCUGAUUGCAAUAAAGACAGUAAAGAAGACAAAGAUAUAGCUUUGUGCAAUAAGAGAUGUGAAAAAGAUAUUUUAUCUCAAGAACGACCAAUAAAGAAUUCAGAAACUGAUGCAUUUAACAUUAAAGACCAUGGAAGUGUAAGUUCAAUUAAUAAAUUAUCUGAGAAAAGUGAAAACAAAAUUCCAAUCUUAAUAAAACCAAAUCCCAGUAUUAAAGAAGUUACAAAAGAUCAUCUUAAAGAGGACCAUCUCUCUAAAAGUGAAGAAGCAAAUAUAAAAUCUACACAAGGCCAAGCAAACAAGCUUCUACAAAAUUUUGCUCACAAUGAGCGCAUCAAAAUAGAUGAAAAUAGUAAAAUCGAAAUAAAUGAGAAAGAAGAAAAGGGUAAUCAAAUCAACACAUUUAAAAGUAUUGCAGGAACUAUGGUAAACUCAAAUUCAAAUUUGAGGAGUUUGAAUACAAAACUUAAAGACUUAAAACAUAUGACUGAAAAUUUGAAUUUAAAUGGUAACAAAGACCUUAUUAAAAUGUAUUCAGAAAAUGUACCACCCAAGGAAAGUAAUCACAAAGAUACAUGUUUUUUUACCAAAUCAAACGAUGUUGUGGAAGAGAAUAAAGUCAGUCAUAACUCAGAAAAGGAGGUCAAAUCAAUCAAAAUAGAUGGAAAUUUGAAAAGUGGUAAAAGUAGAACGUAUGGUCCUCUUGAAAGUCCACCUCGUAAUACUUUAAAUAAUGGCUACAAAGAAGUUAAAACCCAUGAUUGUUUGAAUAAGGGUGGAUAUGAAAUAAGUACAUCAGCAGACUGUGUACUUAUUAACAAUAGAGGAAGCAAUCCAAAUAAAAACAAAGAUGUUGAAUCAGCUCCAGUAAAAAGACUGGCCAAGGUCAUUAAAAACAAAAAUAUUGUCUCACCCUUAAGUAGUCCAAAGCUAAUUAACAAACCUUCUAAGGUUGAGAAAGAUAAUCAUGUUAUUAAACUUGUAAAAUCUAUCAUUAAAAAAGAAAACUUAGAAGCUGCAGAGAGGAAACCAAGGGACCCUCUUAAAAAUAAUUUUGAUAAUCUCAAAAAUGUUGCUAGCAAAGCAGAUGAAAAACACAAUUUAAGCUCAAAACUUAAGAGUGUGGAGACAAAAAUAAUAGAUUUAAAGUCAAAGUCUGGGAACUCAAAACCUGAUAGUAGUAAAACAUUAAGAGAAAAAUCUCCUUUAAGUGAUCCAGUCUUAAACAACCCAAAAUCUACUCUAAAAAUUGGCAAGGAGGCUGAAAAAGCUAAUAACAGUCUCAAUAGUCCAAACAAAUACAUCAUAAAUGACAAAAAGAAAGGAAAAUUUGGUACCAAGACAAUUGUGUACGCAAGACCAGAAAGUUACUUAAAACAUUAUAUCCCUGCAAAAAUGAAUAAUACCAGUACUGGUGAAAAAAUACAAUUGAUGACGGCAAAAAGUAAUAAUACCGAUGAAAAGCAUGCCAACAACAAUUCGCUUUCUCUUAAACCCUUAAGUGUUUUGAAAGGUUUUGAAGGAAAAUCUAAUGCGAAGACUAUCCAAAAAGUGUCCACAAAAUUAGUUGACGGAAAUGAGCAACAAAAAAACACUACAGCAAUUAAUAACAAUAAGAGAAGCAUUCCAAGUAAUGUGGACAGGAUUCGUUUAACAAAGAGUAAUGAUUUUCAGGAACUUUUAAACUUUGCUGAUAUUAGGAACGUGUCAAAUAGUAAGCAAGUAAGUUUAAGAAAAGUCGAAACGGAAGAUAAAAAGACGCAAAUGAACCAUUCAAAGUCUUCUUUGGCUAUCAAAAAAAUAAGUAAGGAUAAAACACAAAAUAGGGAAAUCUUGCCCAAAACACCUUCCAUGCAUUCAUCCUUGUCAAAAAAAUCAGUCUUGACUGAUAAAGCUAGCUUAAAUUCAGGUGUUACAUCUUUAACAUCUUUAAAGUGUUCUACCUGCAGUAAAAAUAAUUCAGAACAAAAAACAGGCCUAAUAUUUCCAACGAAAAGCAAAAGGAAACCACCUUCAUUUAUUGUUGAUAAGAGAACAUCAGUGAAUAGAAGCACAAAUGUAAAGAGAGAAUGUAUUAGUUCCACCAAUAUAAAAGAAAGAAGGGAAAAAUUCAACUCACUUCAUGACGGUCUCAUGAAAAGUAAAAGAUUGCUGGAAUCAAUAGGCGAUGGACAAAAUAACGCACCGGUGAUUAUAUCUAAUAAAGGGAACACUACAUACCGAAGACGAUUUACUCCUGAAAGAAAUAUUAUGCCAGCUGUGUUGUCCAUCAAACUAUAUAAUGCUCUGAAGAAACUUAAAAGCAAACCUCAAAAUCCAAACUUGAGCAGAAAAGGAACUGGAGUAAGACAAGAGCCCCACCAAACGUGCACCCGUGAAUCUCAAAUAACUGUAAAAGAAGAAACAGAUUCAUCAUGCAACGAAUCACAUGUACGGAGAAAAAUUAUUAGAAAUUAUGAUACCAUCGGAUAUCAAAAAUCAAAAUCAAACUACAAAAUAACGCACCCAAUAGAAAAAGAAAAGUAUGGUUUUGAUGUUGAUAAGAAUACGAAAAAUAUUUUGGAUAAAUUAUUUGAUCCUAAACUCUACUCUCAAAAUCUUGUAUCCUUAAAAAGUUCAGUUAGAAGGUACAAAAGUGGAAGGGAAUUAGCAGAGCAGCUUCAAAAACAAAAUGAGAAACUACUUAAUACACUGGUACCUCUUGAGGACUUAAAAUCCAAAAAUAAUAUUAAAAAAUAAAACAUAUUGUAAAAUAUAACAUAACAUUUACAAUUUUAUUUGUUAUUAAAUU
This is a messenger RNA of Macrosteles quadrilineatus (aster leafhopper), 5859 nucleotides long. RefSeq lists its product as uncharacterized. The record is from RefSeq and is a predicted model, not a curated record. Lineage: Eukaryota; Metazoa; Arthropoda; Insecta; Hemiptera; Cicadellidae. The transcript has 4 exons. Bases 108 to 5807 code for a protein of 1899 amino acids.